AUGAUUUUUUUUUCAUCAUUUGGUGAUAUUGUUGAUGGAACUUUUGAAAGUCGCUCACAAACUGAAUACAAUAUUAUUGAUAGAGCAUGUUAUCGAUUUAUAGAUAAUUGUAAUCAUGAAUUAUGGCCUCUGUGUCUUGAUUGGCGCAAAAUUUGUGAUGGAAAAGCUGAUUGUAUAGAUGCAGAAGAUGAACAAUGGAAUGAGCACAAUUAG
This is a messenger RNA of Rotaria sp. Silwood2, 213 nucleotides long. Lineage: Eukaryota; Metazoa; Rotifera; Eurotatoria; Philodinida; Philodinidae. The record is from the annotation of a GenBank genome assembly.